Messenger RNA from Styela clava, 1689 nucleotides. Its product is annotated as steroid receptor RNA activator 1-like. Gene Ontology annotation, cellular component: nucleus. The record is from RefSeq and is a predicted model, not a curated record. Lineage: Eukaryota; Metazoa; Chordata; Ascidiacea; Stolidobranchia; Styelidae. Gene Ontology annotation, biological process: regulation of transcription by RNA polymerase II.
AGCUGCCUUGUUUUGGACGUCACCGCCUGUGACGUGUUAAAAGUUGGGGGAUUUCCCUAAUACUAGAUUGAAGUCGCUUUCUUGUGUAGUGUUUUGGACUGAGAGAGGCUGUCCUAUAUCUGGUUUUCUUCAUUUUGGUGGGUUUAAAGUUGCCGGCACUCGUAAGAUCUACAAAUAAACAAUAGACAAUGAAUCCUGGCGGGCCUGGUUGGAACGAUCCCCCCUCUCUCUCAUAUGAGACUCAUUCUCAGACAACUGGUAGAAGAAAUCUACUCACUAAGAGAGUAGGGUUACCAGAUUUGAAGAUGCCAUCUGCUAAAAAUUCCUCGGAAAUUCAAAAAACAGAAAAUAAAACUCUAACACAAUUAGAUGGCUCUCUACCCCCGCCUCAAAUUUCUGGACCUCCUCCAGAUGACACAAAACUUCAAAAAUCUUCUGAAUUAACGAAUAAAACUAAAAUUGCGAACCAAAAUGAAGAAUCGAAUACGAUGCCUACAAUGUUCAAUCCUAUAUCUUCAGAAAAUUCAGCAACAAAUCCCACUCCUGCCAUUUUUAGUCCAAUUGAGGGUGCAGAAACAACUAAUGAAGAGUUGAAAAAGUCUGAAGAGAUGGAAAAUGUAGAUUUAGAGACCAUGGAUAUUGAUGUAGUCACAGAGCUUAAAAAUAUUGUCGAAAAAUGCGAAAAAGAGAAUAUUUUUUCGAAACAAGUUGGACAAACAAUUUUGAAAAAAAUCGACAUCUUCGAAAAACAGUUAAAUGAUAACAAAUUACCGAAUAUUGUUAGAGAAAAAAUGGAUUUGCUGACGAAAUAUUUGAUGGUGAAAAAGUACUCUGAAGCCUGGGAUAUCCAUGUUGCGUUAAUGUGCGAUCACUCUUCAAGUGUUAUGCAAUGGAUGGUUGGCAUAAAGAAAUUAGUUUCGGAAGCUAAGAAGUUGCAAUGAUUGUAUUUCUUCUGUUAGCAAAAUUAUCAUGCUGAGUUGUGGAUAUUCAUUAUCAAAAAUUAAAUUUCUUGUGAAUUUGGAGCUGAAAUUUACAUCAACCAGGGGUAAAGAAAAUUUCUAGCGUUUUUAUCGUAAAUUUUCUCCACGGGCAGCAGACACGCCACUGGUGCAUGGCCUUGCUUUUAGCAAAUUAUCUUAUAAUAUAAAAAACUUUGCUGAUGUCAAGUAGUAUAAUUUGGUGUACUGUUGCACUUACUAGUAGCUAUGUCAAAUUGAAACUUAUUUUUUUUGUGCUUUUUAUUCAUUUACAUCAUAGGUUUUAUUUAAUUAAUUGCAAGAUCAUGAUUUAUAUAUAUAUUUUGCUACUAAGUAAUCAUUAUAUUUUUGUCCCUGACAGCUGACAUAUUCCAAUAUGUCCGGUACUUUACAACUACUUUUGUUGGUAUUUGGAAUCUCAACAGACCUGACUUUCCAUUUAUUAAAGAAUCUUUAUUAGGUCAUUAAAUCUCCAUGAAACAAGAAUUUGGAAGAACUAUUGAAUUUGAGGUUUUGCCUGCAAGACUCAAAUUUGAGAUCUUAACCUUGAUACAGCAACGCCUUGGGAUUUAUGAGUUUAUGUACCAAGUACAUAAUUGUUAACAUAAUAACUAAUUGUUAGAAUAAUAAAUUUGUGUACGACCAGUGAGUAAUAUGUUUUUAAAUUGCACUAUUUUUUCAAAUGUAUCUUACUUUAUCAUAGCAAUAAAUA